Molecule: messenger RNA, 1212 nt
Organism: Chlamydomonas reinhardtii
Lineage: Eukaryota; Viridiplantae; Chlorophyta; Chlorophyceae; Chlamydomonadales; Chlamydomonadaceae
Product: molybdopterin synthase
Exons: 3
Coding region: 127-651 (174 amino acids)
Biological process (GO): Mo-molybdopterin cofactor biosynthetic process
Cellular component (GO): cytosol
Molecular function (GO): molybdopterin synthase activity
Source: RefSeq, a predicted model, not a curated record
CGCAACUCCCCUGUGCUGAUUGCCAGACCAAUUACGCUAGGACAUCACACGUGGCCCACUAUCACCUGGCACGAUACUUGCAAACCCGCGUGCAUACCGAGCGUAACUGUGUGGGCAAGAGCAGAUAUGAAGAACAUAUUCUGCGAAGUCACAAGCGACCCGCUAGACAUUUCUCGCUAUGUAGAGCUCGUGGCGGACCCUGGCGCAGGCGCAAUUUCUACAUUCACCGGUGUUACCCGCAAUAACUUCCAGGGCAAGACAGUAAUAAAGCUAGACUAUGAAGCAUACACACCGAUGGCGCUGAAGAAACUACAGGAGCUUGCACAUCAAGUGACAAACAAAUGGAGUGUGUGCAAGGUAGCGAUUGCGCACCGGGUGGGCACCGUGCUCGUGGGGGAGCCCAGCGUCAUCAUCGCUGUGUCCUCGGCGCACCGGAGAGAGUCGCUUGAGGCGGUGCACUGGGCCAUCGACGAGCUCAAAGCCAGUGUGCCCAUCUGGAAGAAGGAGUUCUUUGAGGACGGCUCGGUGUGGAAGGAGAACGAGGAGAGCCGCCGACUGCUGGCGCAGCCACCUGCAGGAGGAGCAGUGGCGGCGGCAGUGGUGGCGGGAGCAGCGGAAGGGGGAGCAGCGGGAGCGGGAGGGGGCCGGUGACGGGGGCGUAUAGAGCUGCGAGAGGACAGGGUAGUGGCACGGUAGACGGUAGUGUGGGGUAGCGGGGGCGGGGCCAGGGGCCUGCUCGCUGUGAUGGCGGGGAGCAGCUGGUCCCGUGCGUCCGGGUGUGGGUGUCUCCACGGACUAUGGGGGAUGGAUCAUGGGAGGUUCUCCCUGCAGGCCGGGGCGGAGGGGGGUAUUGCUCAAGCCCGAUCAAGUAGGUCCCAGGUCUUAGAGCGGGCCAAGGAUGAAGCUGUUUGUGUGCUUAAGUGACGGAGUCAGCGGCGGCGUGAGCCAUGCGGAAGCAGGGGUGCCCUGAGGCCCGAGAGGAGAGAGAGAGCGGGUAGUGCUGUGUGUAGGCAGGCGGGAGAAGGCAGAGAGGGGGAGCAGGCGCCAUGUGCUGUUCUGUUUUACCCACCAGCACUCCUUGAGCCUAGAGGCUUGAGUAAUGGGAGCUGAGGUUGUGAGGCCCUGUCUUCCAGUGUGGAGGAGGUGAGCGAGGUGUGGACAUUGCAGGCCUGGUGGUGGUGGUGGGCGGGGUCCCUGUAAGCAGUCGUACGG